AAAAAACAACAAAAACAGAGAAUCGUUACUGCUGCACAGUUUAUCACCACCCCAAAGUGCAAUCUAAUCAUAAUCGCACAAAACAUAGUUUAUAACCAUCAGAAAAGUAAUGCAACUAGCGUGAAUAUAUCCUACUAAACACACUGAUAAUUGAGAAUGGAGGGCGACAAACUCCUCAUGGCAGCAGGGGUGACCGCGGCCGUGGUUGUGGGUGCGUUUGUUUUCUGGGGCCCAACUGGCUCAUCCCGAUUGCGCCAGCGUCGGGGUCAAAUCGCGGGAUUACAUAAUUUCGGGAAAACUUGUUUUCUCAAUACGCUACUGCAGGCGCUGGCCGCAUGCCCGCAGUUUAUAGCAUGGCUGCAGCUUCACAAUCCUAAGGACAAGAAAAGUUUGGUGAGCUCCCUUCAGAACGUUCUGGAGGUUGUGAAUGGUACACAUCCGACACUCCGCGGGGAUCCAUACUCUCCGGGAGCCGUUAUUCGGGCGCUGAAUUCCCUAGGUUGGGUCAUUCCACCGGAUGAACACGAUACGCAUGAGUUGCUACACGUGCUACUGAACUCCCUGGAAGAGGAAGUAACUAAACCGAAGCAAAUCGGUUGCCUUUCGGACGCCCUUGGGGAAGAAGAGCUCCGGGCAAUGAUGCCACCUGCUAGACCCUCCAGUGCGAUGCUUUCCGACUUUUGUAACGCUGAGUACGAUGAGUCCACCAAUUUGACGCGUUAUGCGCGGUCCGAGGCGCACACACCGGAUUCUCCCCACUCUAACUGCACCGAGACCGAAGAUUCCAUGUCGGUCCAAGAUGGUUCGCUGCUGGAUUGCGCCGGUUCACCGCCUUCGAUUAUAUCCAGCUUCUCCGGGAGACCCAGCAGACCACGAUCGAUUCUUGCAACCGAUGUGGCCCAGAAUGGGGGCCUCAAUAAGAGGAACUCGGGCUCAUGUAGGUCUCUGGAACGGUUGACCCGAGGACCGGGUCGGGUGUCGGUUUGGGGCGACCGGAAGCAGAUUCAAGUUCCCCACCCGUUCCGAGGAGGGUUGAGUAGUCAGCUGUGCUGCUCCGGCUGUGGAUACAAAUCUGUGGUGCGGUACGACAAAUUCGACAGCAUUACGCUGUCGCUGCCGGAGAUCAAGAAUCCGGGCAUUUCGCUCGGAAGCCUGCUGACGGAAUUCAUCCAACCGGAAACGCUGCACGGAGUGCAGUGUGAGUCCUGCAACGAAACGGCAACCCACACGAAGACGCUGACGUUCGGAAAGCUGCCGGCGUGUUUGUGCAUUCACAUUGCCCGGACCACGUGGCUUCCCACGGGACACGCCUACAAGCGGCAGGAUUUCGUUCACUUCCCCGAGACGCUUUCGAUGGCUCCGUACAGCUUCGUGCAGCCCAGUUUGAACAGUGCCAUGAGUACCCCCUGGGGUUCCACAAUGUCGCUUUAUUCGGCCAGCCUCGGGGCGACGGCUUACGAUGCUGUGAUUGGUGGUGGUGGUGGUGGCGCACCUGAACAAAACACACCGGUUGGUUCGGUUGGGAGUGCGUUCAGCUUUGGUGGGUCGUAUACCUUUGGGGCUAUGUUCCCUCGGAAUCUGUAUCGACUGCUGGCAGUGAUUGUGCACUCGGGGGAGGCAAACAGUGGCCAUUUCGUGACCUACAGGCGUGGUGCACUGAGGAAUUCACACAAGUGGUACUACACUUCGGACACGAUCGUCAAGGAGGUGACGAUCGAGGAGGUGCUAAGCACUCCGGCUUACAUGCUGUUCUACGAUCGGGGACCAACGUCCAAGUAUAACCAGGCUAGUGGUGGAAGUGGAGGAACAGGGGUAGGUUCGAGCGUAGGGUCCUCCGGAUUUGGACAGUAAACGCUCAUUCCAACGAAUCAAAACUGUUGCAGCCGCACAGUCUGGUAGAGUUAUCAUUAGCAAUUUUGACGGUAACAUCACAUAUUAAGACUGUUUAAGACCUCUCGUGAACGUGAACGUUAACAAACUUUUUUUUUCAUAAUUCAUCAGUCCAUAUAUAAAACGCGAGGAAAACAUUUUGAAACGCUGGGAAGAAAUAUUUUCUAGUUGAAAACAUAUUUAAACACAAUCCAUAUUAGAUUAAAAUGGAUUAAUUAAAUAUUUCACUACGAUUCUGAAUUUCUAAAAAGGUAGAUUUAGAGUUCCCGUGAACGUGAACGCGGACAAACACUUUUUUACUAAUAAUUCAUCAGUCCAUAUAUAAAACGCGAGGAAAACAUCUUGAAACGAUAGGAAGAAACAUUUUCUAGUUGAAAAACAUGUUUGAACACAAUUCAUAUUGAUAAAAAUGGAUUAAUUCAAUAUUUCACAACGAUUCUGAAUUUCCACCGUGGAAUCGAGAUGUUGGUGAACUCACCAUAGUUCACCGACUUCGGUGAACGUGAACGUGAAAAUAGUGGUGAAUAUAGACGUCAAAAUAUUUCCCCGUUCAUGUUCACGUUCGAAUGUCCCAAGGCAUUCUGAAAAUUAUUUCACCGUGAACUGUAAAAGGAUAUGUUUAGCAAUUUUCAAGUUUUCAAUGAAAAUUUGUAUAUGGAUUUCAUUCCAUCAGAUCUCUGAACGGGUUAAAAAAACUUCAUUGCUUCUGGUUGAUUCGUGAACAACUGUAUAUUUUAUCCGAAUUACUUUAUUGAAGAUCGAUGUUUAUUUACUUCACGUUUACUGCCGAACUUUUAAUAUGAACGUGAACGUGAACAAAAUCAUUCUAUUCACCACGAUUUUUUGAGUUGUUUGUUCGCAAUGUAGUUCACUGUGAAAUGAUCGCACUAUUCCACCACCUGUUCAAGUUCACGUUCACGGGAACUCUAAACCAGGCUUAACGUGAAAUCGAGAUGUUGGCGACUUCACCGUAGCUCGCAGCCAUCGGUGAACGUAAACGCGAAAACAGUGGUGAAUAUAGACGUCAAAAUAUUUCCCCGUUCAUGAUGUUCACGUUCGAGUGUUCCAAGGCAUUCUGAAAACUAUUUCGCCGUGAAUUGCUAUUGUUUUAUUCUAAUAGUAUGUUCUGGAUGCUUUUCGUGAGGAUAUUUUUAUCUAAGAAAUGAAGAUUGAAUUGGAAGGAAUCAUCCAAACGGAAAAAUACUCCAAUAUGGAGUGUCUCCAGUAUAGCGUAAUAAAAAUAUGCUGGACGAACAAAAGAAGGAAAUUGCUAAGCAAAUCAAAAGACAUUCCUGACUGUUGGAUGAUUUUUUUUAUCGAAACGUAAUGAUGCUUCCACUCUACGCCAGGCUGUGUCAUUGAAAAGUGACGAUAUUGAGACAAAGAAACUGGGACACACAACUAUGAACAUCUGAAGCGGGACGCAUCGGGAAAGCACCUUAGAGGCCCGUGACCUCAGUUAUGCCAUUUCCAGUCAGCGUACAUCGUCUCGGUGGUGGUGGCAGUUGUAGGCUUUUAGGAGGUUGCUUUAGAAGGCAAGUAGCUUGACUUAUUAUUUUUCUAUAUUAUUUUUUAUUUUCCGAAAACAAACGCAAGAAAUACACACGAGACAUCACAACAUUACAACCGGAGAUAGACUACAUAAAAAGAAUAACUCUACCUUUUUAUCCCAAAAUCACGAACCCCAUUGAAAACAAGCUCAAACGACAAGAAUUACACAUGGUGUACAAAAGUGGGAACACACUUCGUGAUUUAUUGUGUAACCUGAAAGACAAGAUUUCUCCUGAUGAGAAAUCCGCGAUCUACGAAAUACCGUGCCGAGAUUACCCCGAUGUAUACAUCGGGCAAAGCAGCAGGAAAAUAAAGGUACGCAAUAGGGAGCAUAAAACAGUGGUAGAGAACAAUAAACCGAACGAAUCAGCAAUAGCGACACACUCCACCAGCCUUGACCAUAAAAUUGAUUGGACGAAAGCAAAGCUAUUAAAUAUGUUCAAAAAUCUUCACAACUUCACGCAUCGGAAUCAAUGUUCAUCAGCAACUCCCAGAAGCCGCUUAUGAAUGAAGAUGAUCCACCCAUCUCAUCGUGCUUGUACAACUUGACGGAGCAGAGAAUUCAGUGACUUAUAUCUUAAAUCUUCGGACGACUACGCAACACGUACGAAGAUGUAAUCAGUCGGACAUUGUCCCGCAGAUGGGCAGCUUCGCACUCGAAACCGGUCGACAGAAGAUGAAUUUUAAUUCGUUUAAUUAAGUAAGAACAAUAAGUGUUAUGUCUUGUCUCGCGUCGCGUCUUAUAAGUGAAGUAACUUGACGUUUCGGUUUCUCCGUCGUCUGCUAUCCCUUUGAGUUCCAGCCGCAUUGCCCGAUUCUUACGCCUGGUCGAGCUUUAAUGACAAAUCUACCACCUCAGCAAACAUUCGAACCGGGACGCAUUUCAAACAGCAUCUUGGAAGCCUCCGUCUCCUUUGCCUCAGUCUUCUCUGUUCCAGUCAACGUUCAUCAAAGUCGCCUCGGUCCAGAUGGCAGUAGUAGACCGGGGGCUUCCCAGUUUGCUUCAGCAGACAAGUACCUUCACAGUUCAGUCUUUUCGUCGCCUGAUACCGUCUUGAAUUCCAGCCCCGUCACAGUGAUCUCGACAUCUGCGUCUACCACUUCGCAUUCCAACGUUCUCUCGCUACCAGGAAAUCGUCGUAUAAUACCAGAACGUCGGCGCAUCAAUGUCGACGAUUUCCUUCUAGCUAACGUUUGCAUUAUAAACGGUUUUUUUCGGAUGGUGAUAAAAAAAACUAAGACAGAUAAUUGAGUUUCAAAAAAAAUUUCAUAGCUUACUUGCAAAAGAAAUUGUACGCCCUUCCGGCAGUUAACCGGAACAUUCGCCAUGGACGAAAACAUGCGUGUAGGUUUGCCCAGAAAUUCUCGAUGGGACGCAGCUGAGGGAAGUUGGGCGGGUUCACCGACUUGGGAACCAAAUCGAUAUUCAGCCGCUCCAUCUCCUCUAAAGAUCGCUUCGAGUAGUGAGCCGACGCCAGAUCCGGCCAGAACACCGCGUCUUCCCCCUUAUGGUAUUUCUUGACGAACGACGCAACUUCCGGCAAGCACUUCGUACUAUAAACAUCCACGUUCACGGAGCUAAAGAAGAACGGCUUUGACAUCCCCUUAUCGCUGAUUGUCAGCCACAGAAGCACCUUCUUGGGGAACUCUGUGUGUGAAAUAAACUUCAUUUCGGAGCUCACUUCCUUCGUGGGGGAAGUAAAAUACGAAGUGCUCUGCCAGUCGUUGCCUUCCAGGGUGGGAUAGGUCUCGUCGUUCAUCACCACCGUCACGUCGCUAUUCGCCGGAAAAAUCGACUUGACCAUUUUAUUCAGCCGCUGUCGCCAGCUCCGUGACCAGUGGAUGGGACUUCCGUUUCCAGACAUGUAUGUCCAUGUUCGCCAGGUACUUUUUCACUGUUUGGCCAGUUGCACCGACCUCCCGGCCAAGCGCGCGCAGCGAUGUAGCCACUUUUCUCUCGAUCUUUCUCUUCGGCAUCAUUUAGAGCUUCUUGUCGCUCAGGGUCGUCGGCCGUUCGGAACCAGGCUUUCUUUCGAUGCUCUGAUUGUUGUCCAAUAGUGCCAAUAUGUUGUAGAUGCCGGAACGGGCGUAUCCGGCGUCCACAAAGUGCCGCACGAUGUCCGUUUUCGACGCAUACCGUUCUUUGAACGCGCACACUUCUGAACGGUGUAGCUUCACUGUUUUCGCCAUCACGGUCAGAGUUCGACUGAUAGAGUUGUCAAUUUUUUUCAGCUGACUCAUGGGUUAAUAUGAUUGAUUUUUGUCUAUUUUUUUAAUGCAAACGUUAUACUGAUGGAUGUGACGACAUAUCGUACCAAAUGCCAAAAUUUCCAAAACAAUCGCCAACCGCAUUUUCGAAGGAAUUCUAUCCUUCGGGCGAGUGUUCGUUAGGCACUCCAAGUGUUUUUCGACCCGUGAAGGUUCGAUUUCUUAAAAUUCCAUCCAUGUGAAAGAUUUCAUUGAAAACUCGAGAGCUGCUCAACAUAUCUUCGAAGGCAGUUUUGAUUCGUCCGCAUUCAUUUCUUUUCGAUAAAUAUGGAUGUACUCGACAAAGACGUCGAUUUCGUCUUCUUCCUGUGUCCAACAAUGGUAGCAAAACAACGAAAACGCCACCAAGAAUAAGCACAUCACUCGAAUUAUCCAUAUUUACGUAACCAACUGUAUCUUUUAUCCGAAUUACUCUAUGGAUGCUCGAUGUUCAAUUGCUUCACGUUUACUGGCGAACAUUCAAUAUGAACGUGAACGUGACCAAGAACAUACUAUUCACCACGAUUUGCUGAUUUGUUUGUUCGCAAUUGUACUAUAACACCACCUCUUCACGUUCAUGUUCACGGGAAGUCUAAAUCAGGCUUCACCUGGGUCAUUGAUGGUGCAAAAACUAAUAAAAAAUGAAAAAGUGAUACAUAUAUACUUUAUGUCCUAAACGAAAAUAUUUCAGGUUAUAAAAGAAGCGAAUUGAGCUUAUAAUCAGCGAUUAUUCCACCGUCUUUGAAAGUGCUCUAAACCCACGAAAAAAACAGAACUGUAUCGAAACAUAACCAACGUAGCUAAUGAUAAUCUUAUUUCCUGAAACUGGAUGCAUUUAUUUGAUGAGAUUAAAUCGAUGUGAUUGAUUUCCGGUGUCCGAGUUUAAUUUGCAUAAUGUUGACACCUAAUACUCUGCAUUCUGUACAUACAUAAACUUAUUUAGUUAAUUA
Messenger RNA from Toxorhynchites rutilus septentrionalis, 6638 nucleotides. It is a transcript of the gene Usp30, whose product is annotated as ubiquitin carboxyl-terminal hydrolase 30 homolog. Lineage: Eukaryota; Metazoa; Arthropoda; Insecta; Diptera; Culicidae. The record is from RefSeq and is a predicted model, not a curated record. Gene Ontology annotation, biological process: protein deubiquitination. Gene Ontology annotation, cellular component: cytosol; nucleus. The transcript is spliced from 3 exons. Gene Ontology annotation, molecular function: cysteine-type deubiquitinase activity; cysteine-type endopeptidase activity. Bases 157 to 1851 code for a protein of 564 amino acids.